Messenger RNA from Mercenaria mercenaria, 3336 nucleotides. RefSeq lists its product as uncharacterized. Lineage: Eukaryota; Metazoa; Mollusca; Bivalvia; Venerida; Veneridae. The transcript has 2 exons. The record is from RefSeq and is a predicted model, not a curated record. Bases 156 to 3092 code for a protein of 978 amino acids.
UCUAUCGGUUUUAUGCAUUCAGCCAUUGAGAGAACACUUAAACAUUUCAAUAUACAUGUAGAUCUAGUGGAAAUCUAAACAGUGUACGUUUUAUUGAUCGGAGAUAUGCAUAUUGUUUGGUAGUGUUUCUCUGCAAUGUGGACAUGUGACACAAAAUGGACGAAGACACGAUCCGGUGGAUACUGUCAGACACAUCAGUAGAUCCACUGUCAAACGUCCCCGUAUCAGCUGUCGUAUUUAUGCUUUACUACGGUCUGGAGCUUAAACAUUUUCUGUUGAAUAUAUCAGAAGAUAUUGUAGAAAAUUAUAAUCCAGAACUUCGAGAUUACAAAAGCACAUCUUUAUAUCUUGCUGGGAGUGCAGCACAAGGUUUUUAUCUUAAUACGAACGACUUCUUCGAUGCAAGAGAUGUUGAUAUAGUUUCUAUACUGAAAAAGGAUGUUCGAAAUCAGUGCGAGUUUGACAAAAAGCAGAUCAAUGAAGUGAAAACCGAAGAACGAAAUGAAGAGGAGAAUGCUAGGCAAUGCAAGGGCACCUUAAAGGAAAAUACUACCAUUGAAUCACCACCAUUUUAUCUUAAUGUAGAGACAUGGGAAGAUACUUAUCCUGGCUAUGUGAUGUUGAGAAAGUGUAGGAAAGAUGAACUGCCGGUACAGAUGUCUUUGUCACAUCGUUAUGUAAGCAGUGCGGAAACAGCACGAUCAAGAACUGAAUACUGGGACGAAAUGCAAACAGUUCUAGCGGAUAUUUUCCGAUCAGGUAUUGAUGAAGAAUGGGGUUCAGAAACCCUUGUUUUUGAGGACGUCGAAUCACAGGGUCCAGCCGCAAGUUCGACAUUUACAAACAUAUUUCUAGACGUUCAGCUGAAUGCUGAUUUAGUGUUUGCUCUACCGUAUCCGGGGUGGCCUGAAAUUGCAAGAGAAUGGCAAAACCGGCAGGCGAAAAGUGGAUGGCCAAGCUUAGAGCUGAAGCAAAAUAUUCUAGCAUCUGGAUGCCUUAUUGUACCGAAGGGACAAAAAGGUAGCAGAGUAGAAGAAUAUGAAUGGAGAAUAUCAUUUUCUCUUGCUGAACUCAAAUUAGCAAGAUCACUCAGUCGUGUGCAAAGGGAAAUAGUACAUAUUCUCAAAGCUUUUAUAUCUGACAGACAUGAGACGGGAUUUACAGGUAUUGAAGCAAAACUCGACUCGUACUUUAUUAUUAACUUGCUUUUCACUGAGAGUGAAAAUACGAACGCAAAUGAGUGGACAGAAAAUAAUAUCGCGAAUCUACUAUUUCGUGUACUUGACAGACUGGAAGAUAGUAUCAGGAGUAAAAAUCUUCCUCAUUAUUUUAUUCCAAAUAAUAAUCUCCUUCAUAAACUAACUUUUCAAUCUGUCAAGCUUGGUAAAGGGGAGUUUACGAUGGGAUACUUCGAUGAAAUGAUGGACGUGGACGAAUAUAUUGACUUCGCACUGUACACAGUCAUGAGAGUACGGUAUGAUCCUUUGAACCAAGUGCUUCUACAAAAUAAAUAUGUACAACUUUCUGGGGCUAUUCGCAAAGCAGUGUUUGAGCCGUUGAUUAUGCAAGCCAAAUCUUCGUCUAAGGUUGAAGGAAAGAUGUAUCUUACGACAGUUUUGAGACUAGCGAAGGCUCAUUUCUUCCAGUUAAGGUUCAGAGAAGCUUAUCUGUAUAUUGAAGACACGCUAAAAUUCUACAUGGCUCUCGGACAACCAAAAUUAACGGACAACGAAAGGCGAGAAUUAGAGAUAUUGAGAGCAGUGUGUGCAUAUCUCGUGGGUGAUUAUGAUACUGCAAAGAAUUUGUUUGAAGAAAUAGAAAAGACGCUUCAGACUACAAAAGACACCUACUUAGAAGAAAACAAAUACAUCUAUUCCGCAUUUUUCGCACGCACGCUAUUAUCAUUAUCUCAAAACACUGCUGGUAAAGAAAAUAAAAUAUUGCUGUCGAAAACAGAAAUGUUGUUACUCGGAAUUGCUGAUGUAAACAGUAGCGAUGUUCCAACGAAUAUUUAUUUAGAACUGGUGAAUUACCUCAUGAAUCUUGGUCGGUAUGAAGAAGCAGAUACAAUAUUGAAUAACAUAAGAGAUUCUCUAGGAGUUGAGGGCACGACAGAAAUCUUUGAAGAGAGCAUUGAUGACAAACAAGAACCUGGUUACACACCGACACAGACUAACUGUAACUCGGAAGAAGAACUUGAACAUGACAUGCUCGAGGAUUCGACACAAACAGGUACUUCAGGUUUGGAUGCAGAUGAAGUUAUUUGCAAAUCAAACGACGAAGCCAUUGCAAUGGAUACAUGCAGUAAAAAUACUGAAGAAAUCAUUUAUAAAAGAGAACCAUGUACAGAAAGUAAGGUGAAUACAGAUUUAGACGCAGAAAAUGCGUGCUCAUUGGAGCAAAAAGAUGAACAUUUACAAGAAAGUAUGCAAACGGAGUCUGAAGAAGACACUGUUCGACUACUGAUCGAUAGGCAUGUCAAUCAAGAUUUGUUAAAUCAGUAUGCACUUUUUCAGGCCUUUAAGAAAUUAGGGUUACAAGACAAUGCUGAAAAGGUUUUUCAAAAGCUAAAUAAGAAGCUGCUUCAAAGACAAAAUGAAAAUCCAGAUGUUACAAUGGAAGCCUUAGAUCACGAUUACAUGCUUUAUAUGUCAUAUAGAAAUGAAGAAACUUUACAAGAUGAUUGGGAAACUCCACUCUGCAUAUUUAAAGAGCGGGUAGUAUUCUGUACAGCAGAUGAAUAUAUUCUGGAUGAUAUCUUAAAAUCUGUUGUAAAAGACUUUGGAGUCAUUAGAAUUACUGGUCAAGAUCUUUACUUUCAUUAUCGUAUUCAGCUUCUCAAACAUAAUGGCAAACUAUCAGAGGCAAUGCAUCUGAUAGAACAUAUUCAAGACCAAGACCUUGCAGUUAAUCACUAUAACAGUUUAGGAGAAAGAGAAAAGGCUGAGGAUGCCGCUUUUUAUGCUAGAUUGGACCGAGAUGGCGGAGGAAGGUCUGUUGCCAAAACUUUAAAGCAGUGGAUUGAAAAGUUGUUCGAAGCAGCUAGAAAAUAUGAACUAAGAAAUGUGUAUCUCGACUCGGUGUUUACCUGAGUAAUAGAGUAUAUUUUCACCGAAUAAAUGACAAUGUACUUUUAAUCUUAAAUAAGCUGUUUUCCAAGGAAUGAUUAAGUGGGUUGCAUUCUGUCCCAGGAUUGUCUCUCGUUUCAUCCACAGUCUGGAUGAUUUUUCAGAUUUCUUUUAAAUUCUAUCUAGUUUCUGUUCUAUCUACUUCCGGACGAAAAAUUCGUGCAUCAAUGUUAACGUUAAGUAAUAAGUAAAUGGAAAUAAAUGUGUU